AUGGUGGACUACUACGAGGUGCUGGGCGUGCCCCGCCGGGCGUCGUCCGAGGCCAUCAAGAAGGCGUACCGCAAGCUGGCGCUCAGGUGGCACCCCGACAAAAACCCUGAGAACAAGGAGGAGGCGGAGAGGCGGUUCAAGCAAGUGGCCCAGGCCUACGAGGUGCUGUCGGACGCCCGCAAGAGGGACGUGUACGACCGGUACGGCGAGGCGGGAGUGGAGGGCGGCGGCGGCGGCGGCGGCGGGCCCCGCCACGACCCCUUCGAGUACGUCUUCACCUUCCGCGACCCGGCCGAGGUCUUCAGGGAGUUCUUCGGGGGCCAAGACCCGUUUUCUGCCUUCGACUUCUUCGGAGACCCGCUGGAGAGCGUCGUGGGCGGGCGGAGGAGCUCCCGCGGCGGCGGCGGCGGCGGCGGCGGGACCGUCCCCUUCUUCUCCGCCUUCAGUGAAUUUCCAGCAUUCGGGGGAGGUUUUUCCUCUUUGGAUACGGGAUUCAGUUCCCUGGGGAACGGAGGCCUGUCUUCCUUCUCCAUGUCCUGCGGUAGCGGCGGGACGGGCAACUUCAGAUCCGUGUCGACUUCCACCGAAAUCGUUAAUGGCAAGAAGAUCACCACCAAGAGAACCGUCGAGAAUGGCCAAGAACGGGUGGAGGUGGAAGAAGACGGAGAGUUGAAGUCCCUGGUGAUAAAUGGCAAAGAGCAGUUGCUGCGCCUUGACACCAAGUGAUUUCCAGUCCACGUUUCAUUUUAGAGCACGUUGUGAGGAAUAGCAGGACUUUGG
Messenger RNA from Nyctereutes procyonoides (raccoon dog), 780 nucleotides. RefSeq names its product dnaJ homolog subfamily B member 3-like. Gene Ontology annotation, biological process: positive regulation of proteasomal ubiquitin-dependent protein catabolic process; protein refolding. Gene Ontology annotation, molecular function: ATPase activator activity; Hsp70 protein binding. Gene Ontology annotation, cellular component: cytosol; endoplasmic reticulum membrane. The record is from RefSeq and is a predicted model, not a curated record. NCBI's taxonomy places the organism in Eukaryota, Metazoa, Chordata, Mammalia, Carnivora, Canidae. The transcript has a single exon. The coding region runs from base 1 to 726 and encodes 241 amino acids.